Adineta ricciae is the source of this 564-nucleotide messenger RNA. The record is from the annotation of a GenBank genome assembly. Lineage: Eukaryota; Metazoa; Rotifera; Eurotatoria; Adinetida; Adinetidae.
AUGAGAAAGAAUCAAAAGUUAGUCACUCAAGCACAGAACCUUUCUGCAAGUGAUCUCAAUCAGUUUCUCGCCGAUGUGAAGUUGAAUUAUUCAUUCGAAAUCCUGCAUGCUUCGCAAUUAUCCAAUGAUUUUCAACGACAAAUUUUGGAGCUAUUCGAAACGAAUAUGAAAAGCUCAUACGAGCAGUCCAAAGAUGGAUACAAUCAACAAGAGAAAUCCGAUGAAUUAUUCUCUGAUCAAGCACGAUAUUUACUUAUCUUAUCAGCGCGCGAUAUCAUCGCGUAUGCGCAUUUUCGCUUCGAUAUGGAUUAUGGUCGACAAGUUGUAUAUUUAUACGAAUUACAAGUGAAUGGCAACUAUCAAAGUCAAGGCCUGGGACAAUGGAUCAUGGAACAAUUGAAAAAAAUUUGUGAAAGAACGCAAAUGUCAAAAAUUGUGUUAACAGUUCAAAAGCUGAAUGUCAAAGCGAUUGAUUUUUACAUGAAAAAGUGUCAGUUUGAACCUGAUAGCACAGAUCCAAGUGAUGAAGAUGUUGACUAUAGAAUUCUAUCGUUUUCUGUUUAA